This is a messenger RNA of Geodia barretti, 1672 nucleotides long. Lineage: Eukaryota; Metazoa; Porifera; Demospongiae; Tetractinellida; Geodiidae. The record is from the annotation of a GenBank genome assembly.
ACAUCAUUUUAUAGAACACCGAGGAGUUUAUCAUCUUUGUCUGUGCUGUCGUCAUCUAUAGCAUCUUUGGCUAUUACUGGCGAUCUUCUUGAACACUUUGGUCUGUCAAGCAGUUACCCAUCAGAGUUACAUAUCAGCUGCCUCUAUGGUGAGAGAUCUAAAGUUAGAGCUUUUCUCAUGGAUAAAGGGGUUGUCAACAGCACAGAUGCUCAAGGAAAAACUCCAUUGAUGUAUGCCGUUAUUGGAAAACAGCCUAAAUGUUGUGUGAUGCUUCUUCGUUCUGGGGCUGAAGUGGACUUAAAGGACCAAUCUGGGAUGACUGCAAUUUUGCUUGCAGCUAAAUAUGAAUAUGAAGAUGUAAUAAAGGUACUUUUGAAGAAUGGAGCAGAAACACACCAUACUGACAAAGGUGGAAGAACUGUAUUUCACUUGGCAUCAGUCAGUGAAAAUUACAAAUGUUUGGAGUACUUAUGUAGAUAUGGAUCACCUGCUGGAAUGAACAUAAGAGAUAAUUCUUAUAGAACACCAUUAGUUGCUGCUGCACAAGCAAAAAUCCCUGGUCAUGUACAACGAUUACUAAUGGCAAAGGCCGAUUUAGGUAUUAGUGACAGUCAAGGUAGGACAGCACUUCACUAUGCUGUUUUAUACAACUCUCUGCCAUGUGCACAAGCCAUCGUUGAAACCAGUCCUAAUGAUAUCAACCUUAUUGACACUGCUGGACAGAGUGCACUACACUUAGUGUGCAUUCAUGGCUCUCAACAACUUCUCCAAUAUCUGCUGUCCAUAUCAAGCUGUCAUUUAAACUUACAAGACAAAACAGGAAACACUGCACUGCACUAUGCUGCGAUGGAAAAUCGCUUGGAUCUGGUUAAAAUGCUACUCUCAAAAGGAGCAAGUGUAGUACUAAAGAAUAAAGGAAAUAUUACACCUUUGCAAUGUAGUUUAGAAAUGGUGAGUUUGAACCCCUGUAUGAUUGUGUUAUAUAGUAGUUGUGCAUAUGACCUUGACUCUGGAGUUGGUAGAGCAUUAAUCUCUCCCCAGUCAAAGCAAUUUGAACGGCCUACAUCAGUGACUACUGCAAAUGCUUACCUUUAUAUCCCCAUGGUUCAUUGAAUGGGUCGAGGGUUUUGAUGAGUGCUCCAAGAUUUUACAGACCUUUUAGCAGGAUUUGAGCAUGUUUACUAAUGCAUGUUACAUACAUAAUGAUCAACAGUUUACACCAAUUAAUAAGUUGUAAUCGAGAUAUUAUAAGAGCAAAGUGAGUGCAAAGACACUAGCCGGGAACUGAAUGACACUGUAGUGGAGGCAGCCCCUGAAGGAAGCAACCCGCGACCUAAUUUAAUCCUCAGUGCUCAUGUGCAACAAGGGUUGUUCGUGAGUGUGUCUGUCGGUCUGUUACCAUGUUUUCUACCACCACGUGCAAGAAAUCAGCCACACAGCGAUAGUAACGCGUUCAGUGCUACACUGGCUUUAUUUUUAUAAAGGCGAUUUUCAUAAAGUGCGUUCAGCUAUGGCGUGAAAACCAAGUGAUAAAGCCGAUAUGCCAAUUAUUACUGCUUACCUCGACUGGAUUUCGCUGAUGUGGAGGCAUCAGACAUACAAUGGAGGGCAUCGAGCAUCUUUAUAGCAAUGCGCUAUAAAGCCUCACUCAGUGAAAUGCCACUAGUACUGC